This is a messenger RNA of Neltuma alba, 2556 nucleotides long. Its product is annotated as F-box protein SKIP2-like. The transcript has a single exon. Lineage: Eukaryota; Viridiplantae; Streptophyta; Magnoliopsida; Fabales; Fabaceae. The coding region runs from base 230 to 1858 and encodes 542 amino acids. Gene Ontology annotation, biological process: SCF-dependent proteasomal ubiquitin-dependent protein catabolic process. Gene Ontology annotation, molecular function: protein binding. Gene Ontology annotation, cellular component: SCF ubiquitin ligase complex. The record is from RefSeq and is a predicted model, not a curated record.
CUUCCCUGACCAGAGUGCGUGAACCCACACGGUAGUCCCGUCCUCGCCGACUGCGACGAUGGAAGAACCAGCACGCCCUUUCACCGUUUGACGGGUUCUAUCAUUUAUAUAUAUAUAUAUAUAUCUACUGCUUUUCCUCUCCAAUUUCACUUCUCUAUACCGCCCCUUUCAAUCUUCAUCUUCUGCCUUCGUUUCUCAACCUCGCUCUUCUUUCUCCAUCGUCUCCCUUAUGGGACAGUCACCUUCCACCGCUCUGCCUUCUCUGGAUUUGAAUCGUCCGGAGAUCUCUCCCAGCAAUCGCUAUAGCUAUAAUUAUGGGGUCGCAGAUGUGCCUCCGGAGUGUAACAGAGAUGUGGAUUUUACGGAUGAUUCCACCGGUGGUUUUGACUAUACCGCUAAUCUUCCUGACGAUUGCUUGGCUUGUAUUUUUCAGUUCCUUAGUUCCGGCGAACGAAGAUGUUGUUCGCUUGUGUGUAAACGCUGGAUGCGCGUCGACGGUCAAAGCCGGCAUCGACUUUCCCUGAACGGUCAAGCGGGGAUGCUGGAUUUUGUUCCUUCUCUGUUUAGUCGAUUCGACUCUGUCACGAAACUUGCGCUGCGAUGUGACCGCAGGUCGAUCAGCAUAAACGAUGACGCCUUGAUACUGAUCUCUCUUCGAUGCGAGAACCUCACGCGUCUCAAGCUCCGUGGUUGUCGUGAGGUCACCGAAGUUGGAAUGGCCGCUCUUGCUAAGAAUUGCAAGGCUUUGAAGAAGCUUUCUUUUGGAUCGUGUUUGUUCGGCGUCAAGGGCUUAAACGCCGUCGUCAGUAAUUGCACGCUCCUGGAGGAGCUAUCUGUCAAGCGGCUCCGAGGAACCCAUGACGGUGCGGAAGUGGUUGGUCCUGUUCCUGCAGAUUCCUCGUUGAAAUCGAUAUGCCUGAAGGAGCUUGUUAAUGGCCAAAGUUUCGCACCGCUCAUAAUUGGUUCAAAAAGUCUUCGGACUUUGAAGGUAAUUCGUUGUAUGGGAGAUUGGGAUAAUAUUCUUGAUAGUGUUGGAAAGUUCAAUGCUGGUCUAAUUGAGGUCCAUCUCGAGAAGAUUCAGGUUAGUGAUGUGGGUCUUUCCGGAAUAUCCAAUUGUUUGGACUUGGAGACUCUGCACCUUUUUAAAACUCCUGAGUGUUCAAAUUUGGGGCUUUCUGUUGUCGCUGAGCGAUGCAAACUAUUGAGAAAGCUUCACAUUGAUGGCUGGAGGACCAAUAGGAUUGGUGAUGAUGGUUUAGUUGCUGUAGCGAAGCACUGCGUUAAUUUACAGGAACUCGUGUUGAUUGGUUUAUUUCCUACUUCUUUGAGCUUAACGGCCAUAGCUUCCAAUUGCCGAGAGUUGGAAAGGUUUGCUCUAUGUGGGAUUGGCACAAUUGGUGAUGCAGAAAUCGAGUGUAUUGCUACGAAGUGUGUGGCACUCAAGAAACUUUGCAUUAAAGCAUGUCCUAUUUCUAAUGCUGGGAUUGAAGCUCUUGCUUCUGGUUGUCCAAAUUUGGUUAAAAUAAAGAUCAAAAAGUGCAGGAAAGUUACUGUUGAAGUUGUUGAGUGGCUGCGUGGAAGGAGGGGUUCUUUGGCUUUUAGUUUCGAAGAUAGUGAGGUCGAAGCUUUGGAUGGCAAUGCCAGUGAUAAUGGAGCUCAGGAUAGCACGAUAGGAUUUACUACGCACUUAAUUGGCCAAGAGCCAGUUGCUGAGGCUGCCUCAAGUAGUAAUACUAAUAACAACCGCUUGACUAUGCUCAGAACCAAAUUUGGAUUUCUGGUUGGUAGAAAUUUUGUGCCUUGUCCCUUCAGAAGAUGGUCAACAGGUGAUAAUAUUGCCAACGAUAGCGUCUCAUGAUCUGCGAGAAGGCCGAAAUGCUUUUUUGCCAUGUUAGGGUGCCUGUGUCCAAUUGCUAAUUCAUUGCAGUUUGAUUGCUGAAUUUCAUUUUCCCCUGGUGAAUUGCCAAUAGCAAUUCCUCUGCUUCAUUGAAUUUGUUGAUUCGCUUUAUUAUUAAGUGGUUCUUUCAAUUUGUUGUUUUUAAUGCUAAUAUCAGUUUUUGGGUUACUGGAUUCACUAUUUGAAGUGAAAGUUGAACAGUGGACUGUUCAGGAUCAAUUUGUUGUCAGCAUUAUGAGCUAAUGAAUUUUAAGUCCCUAUUAUUUCCUUUGCUUGUUGUGGUUUGUUAUGGUGUGCUCUUUCUCAAUGUAACUUGAACAUGCUUCCCCAAGGAAGCUUGUCCAUAUACAACGAGAUCAAAGUAAGCUGUACCCCCUGAAGGAACUUGGAAAUACCACGAUCAAGUAUCAGGGUUGCUUUUCCUUAAUCAUGAGGUAGGGAACAGGCUAUUGGAAGGUGGAGGUUUCUGAAUCGUUAUGUUUGAAAUUGAAGUAUGUGUUUUCUUCUCACUGCACAGAAUCUGAGUUUAAGAAAUGAGUUCUGAAUUCUGAUGUUUGUGAUUGUGUAUGGUGCAUCUUUUUAUAGAUUUUUAUUGAUAUUUGAUAUGAUCAAACUGAUUUUAGAUGCUAUCAUAUUGGUAAUUCUCCAUAGUUAUUUGA